AUGUCUCGGAAUCACGUGAACAUACGCAUCAAUGAUUUCGUACCUAAUUCACAUCAUAAUCCUAUUUCAAAUUUACCACAUAAUGAUAAACCGAUAUCUAAAGUGGCAAUAUCACCACUAAAUAAAUAUGUUUUAACAUAUAGUCAAGAAGAUAAAUCCUUUGUAGGAUGGCAUGAUGAUUCCGAUUCAAACCUUUGUAAAGAUAUCGAAUCGUCAAAUUGGGAAGACAUUAGUGAUUUCAAGGUUUCUGAUAACAAAAUCAUUUUAUAUGAAUAUACUGGUUUCGCAAAAUUCCACGAUUUGAAACAUAAUGAAGAUCUUGAGAUUAAAGAUAAAAGUUGUGAUUAUAAUCAUACAAAUUUUCUUGAAAACGGGAAUAUAGUUACAUUUAAGAACAAUAGUGGUAGCACUACAUUAAAUCCCGCAGUUUUGAUUUAUGAACUCGCAAAUAACAAUGAAUUGACUCAAAAGGCUUUUAAUAUUUUAAAUGAAAAAGAUGUAAGAUUUGGCGGUUAUUUAAGCAAUAGGAUGUGGAUGAUGGCAUAUGGAUUAAUUUUCCUAUUGGAUUUAGCCACAUUCCAACUUCAAAAGAUUUCGCUUUUUGAAAAGAAUUUAAAUAUUGAGCAAGUUAAAUUCAAAUUCUCAGACAAGUUAAUUAUCAUGAAAGUUGUUGAUGCGCAUUAUAUCUAUUACAAUAUCAAAGACCAAAUUAAUUUUCCCAUUGGAAAGAUUGUAGAUUCUGAUUGUCGUGAAUUCGAAUUCGUCGGCAAUAAUGAUGAAUUCAUGAUUACUUUGUCAAGUAGUAAUGUCAUUAAUAUUUAUUUUUGGAAAUCAAGCCUAAAAGGUUCCAUUGGUUUCAAUAAAUUAGUAGAAUUUGGAGAUCUCGAUAAAACUAAUCAUGAUUGGAGAUAUUCCAUCUUUAAUGAUAGUCAAAAUCUUAUUAAAAAUGAAGAGAACAUAUUUAUGGAUAUAGAUCAAAAUUUUACUACUAUCAAAGCUAAAAUGGAAGUUGUUGAUGAUUGUUUUAUAAUUGCUGCUUCUGAUAGUGAAAAUAGAAAUAACUACUUAAUGGCGUCCAUAUUUUUUGGCUGCUUUCAUCUUUUAUUUGAAUUUCGCCAAUUUAUAUGGAAUCCUUAUAGAUGGUUACAAAAUUUUUGGAAUUUUAUUGACUUGGGCGCUUAUUUAAUACCUACGACUACAUCAAUUAUUUGGUACAAAUAUGAAGAUAAAGAUAUUACUUUCUUGGUUUCAAUUUCAUGUCUUAUACUUGAAAUGAAAUUUAUACUCUUUUUCCGAGCAUUUGAACCAUUUGGGGUUUAUUUUGCCAUCAUGCUUGGUGUUGCACGCAAAAUUUUUUCAUUUCUAUUCAUUUUGGUUCUUAUUACAUUAAGUUUUGCUCAUGCAUUUAUGCUUUUAUUAAAACCCAAAUCUCCGUUUAUUGAAGAAGAUUUAGGAGAUAUAAAUGAACCUAAUAAUCCUUGGAAUCUUACCGACAGAUUUUUUCAAGUUUUUUCGGAUGGGAAAAUUAAUCGGAACAUGACUUUAUUUAAAGUUCCUGAUGAAUAUACAAAUUUAUUUUCAAAUUAUCCCAACUCUCUUUUAGCAAUGAGUAUAUUCCUAACAGGAGAUGGAAGUUUAUUUAAUAGAUGGCCACCUGAGGAUAAUAAAACAAUGAUCGCUUUAAUGAUUAUAUAUUCAUUUAUAAUCGUUGUGUUUCUUAUGAACUUGUUGAUUGGAUUAUUAAAUAUGGCAAUUGAAGAAGAUAAUGAUCGGGUAACUUACACUGUACAAAAGGCAGAGAAAUUGAACUAUUUUAUUUUCUUCCGAAUCAUAAGCGAUGCUGGAAAACAUGGUUUCCCGGAUUAA
Molecule: messenger RNA, 1866 nt
Organism: Funneliformis mosseae
Lineage: Eukaryota; Fungi; Glomeromycota; Glomeromycetes; Glomerales; Glomeraceae
Source: the annotation of a GenBank genome assembly